Molecule: messenger RNA, 1282 nt
Organism: Conger conger (European conger)
Lineage: Eukaryota; Metazoa; Chordata; Actinopteri; Anguilliformes; Congridae
Gene: gata5
Product: GATA binding protein 5
Exons: 6
Coding region: 1-1152 (383 amino acids)
Biological process (GO): positive regulation of transcription by RNA polymerase II; negative regulation of transcription by RNA polymerase II; cell fate commitment
Cellular component (GO): nucleus
Molecular function (GO): RNA polymerase II cis-regulatory region sequence-specific DNA binding; zinc ion binding; DNA-binding transcription factor activity, RNA polymerase II-specific
Source: RefSeq, a predicted model, not a curated record
AUGUACCAGAGCUUGGCCUUAACCUCAAAUCAGUCUCCAUAUGCGCACGACACUGGAAACUACAUCCACGCCUCGGCCAGUUCUCCGGUUUACGUGCCAACGACCCGUGUACCAGCCAUGUUACAGACUCUUCCCUACUUGCAGACCUGCGAGUCCGCUCAUCAGUCGCAUGGCCUCGGGGGGCACCAUGGCUGGCCUCAGACUGGCACGGAUAGCUCGUCGUUCAAUCCAGGCAGCCCGCACCCACCCCCCGGGUUCUCGUAUGCUCACAGUCCCCCUGUGAGCAGCAGUACCGGCAGAGAUGCAGCAUACCAGAGCCCACUCGUUCUGAGUAACGGCGGGAGGGCUGAUCAGUACAGCAGUUCUCUGGUGCGCUCAGUCGGAGGGUCCUACUCGAGCCCUUAUGCGGCGUACAUGAGCCCCGAGAUGACGACUUCUUGGACACCUGGACACUUCGAGAGCGGCAUGAUCAGCCUCCAGGGAAGGCAAGGAGCUCUGCAAGGCAGGAGGUCCAGCAUGGAAAUGUUGGAUGAGAUACCGGGUGAAGGGCGCGAGUGUGUGAACUGCGGUUCGAUUUCCACUCCACUGUGGCGGCGAGAUGGCACCGGACAUUACCUAUGCAACGCUUGUGGUCUGUACCAUAAAAUGAACGGCAUCAACCGGCCGCUCAUCAAACCACAGAAACGCCUGCAGAACACCUCCAGGCGAGCUGGACUCUGCUGCACCAACUGCCAUACCAGCACCACCACGCUCUGGCGUCGCAACGCGGAGGGAGAGCCUGUCUGCAACGCCUGUGGCCUCUACAUGAAGCUGCACGGGGUCCCGAGACCACUGGCAAUGAAGAAGGAGAGCAUUCAGACCAGGAAGAGGAAACCAAAAAUGGGCAAAUCUAAAACAUCAUCAGGCUCGUCUGCCUCUGGGACCAGCUCCCCCUCGUCGUUAUCAGUUUCGGAAAGUGCUUCCACCAUUAAGAGUGAGCCCAACAUGGCCCCUUCACCCUAUGCUGGACAGACCAUGGUGUCUGUCUCUCAGGCAUCAUCGCAGCUGGACAGUAUGACCUCAGGACAUACAGACAUCAAGUACGAGGACUACCACUUCACGCCCGCAUCGAUGGCUCCUCAGAAUUCCUGGUGUGCCUUGUCCCUGGCAUGAGCCCACAAAAUCAACCCCCCGUUCUGGGACAUCCGCUCUACCCAGGGUGUUCUGGAUAUAGACUUAUGACGAGAACUACCUAUUACUGACUGUUUCUUUCCCCGAGGGAGAGCAGGAAACAAGAAGGAAU